AUGGAAGAAGAGGGGAAACAGAACGGCGUCCUCCACAGCACCAAAGAGUCGGACCUCCAGCAACGCUUGAGGCUCUGUGUUUUACAUGAAAUCUUGAACACAGAGAGGGAUUACGUUCGGGUAUUGCUUUUCCUUCAGUCGGCCUUUUUGCACAGAAUCCGACAAACUGCAGAGGAGCAACAGUGUCUGUCACCUGAGCAUGUCAAGACCCUGUUUUCCAACAUCGAGUCCAUCCUGGACGUUCACAAAGAGGUUCUGUCUGCAGUGGAGGCCAGCCUGCAGCCGGAGCCGCAGCCUGGGCACGCUCUUGGACACGUCUUCCUCCAGUUUAAGGGGCGGUUCUCUGUGUACGGGGAGUACUGCAGUAACCACGAGAAGGCCCUGCGGCUGCUGAUGGAGCUCAACAAGAACCCCGAAAUAAGGACCUUCCUCCUGCACUGUAUGCUGUUGGGAGGGAAGAAGAGCACAGACAUUCCCCUGGAGGGGCUCCUGCUAUCACCCAUUCAGAGAAUCUGCAAGUACCCCCUCUUACUGAAGGAGCUGCUGAAGCGGACGCCCAAGAAGCACACAGACUACCGUGCGGUGGAGGAGGCCCUGCAGGCCAUGAAGGCAGUGUGCUCCAACAUCAAUGAGACCAAGAGGCAGAUGGAGAAAUUGGAGGCCCUGGAGCAGCUGCAGUCGCACAUCGAGGGCUGGGAGGGCACCAAUCUGACUGACAUCUGCACCGAGCUGCUGCUCCAUGGCAACCUGCUCAAGAUCUCCGCCGGCAACAUCCAGGAGCGAGUCUUCUUCCUGUUUGACAACCUCCUGGUCUACUGCAAGAGAAAGUCCAGGGCAACUGGGAAGAAAUCCACAAAGAGGACCAAGUCCAUCAAUGGCCCCCUGUACGUGUUCAGAGGAAGAAUCAACACAGAGGUGAUGGAAGUGGAAAACGUUGAGGAGGGAACAGCUGACUACCACAGCAACAACUACACAGUGACCAACGGCUGGAAGAUCCACAACACGGCCAAGAACAAGUGGUUCGUCUGCAUGGCUAAGAACCCAGAGGAUAAGCAGAAGUGGCUCGACGCCAUCUUGAGGGAACGGGAGCAGAGAGAGAGUCUGAAGCUAGGGAUGGAGCGGGAUGCCUACGUUAUGAUUGCCAAGAAAGGCGAGAAGCUCUACCAUAUGAUGAUGACCAAGAGCCGCCACCUGAUCAAGGACCGGCGCCGAAAGCUGACUACCGUGCCCAAGUGCUUCAUGGGAAAUGAGUUUGUGUCGUGGCUGAUAGAGAGUGGAGAGAUCAGCAAGCCAGACGAGGGGGUCAACUUGGGUCAAGCUCUGCUGGAGAACGGAAUCAUCCACCAUGUGUCAGACAAGCACCAGUUCAAGAAUGAGCCGGUGUUUUACCGUUUCCGCUACGAUGACGGCACCUACAAGGCCAGGAGCGAGAUGGAGGACAUCAUGUCAAAGGGCGUGAGGCUUUACUGUCGUCUGCAUAGCCUGUAUAACCCUGUCGUCAAGGAUAGAGACUACCAUUUAAAAACCUUCAAGUCUGUGUUGCCUGCCAGCAAACUGGUGGACUGGCUCUUGUCACAGGGUGAUUGUUCCACACGUGAGGACGCGGUGACAAUGGGGGUCGGACUGUGCAACAACGGCUUCAUGCACCACGUUCUGGAGAAGACCGAGUUCAAAGACGAGUCACAGUUCUUUCGUUUCUACGCCGACGAGGAGAUGGAGGGUACCAGCUCCAAGACCAAGCAGCUGCAGCGCAACGACUUCAAGCUCAUCGAGAACAUCCUGGUCAAGUCCCUAGUGAUUCACCCAGAGGAGGAAGACUACGGCUUUGAGAUUGAGGAGAAGAACAAGGCCAUCGUGGUGAGGUCUGUCACCAGGGGCUCUCACGCUGAGAUGGCGGGGCUGCAGGAGGGCAGGAAGAUCUUCACCAUCAACGAGGACCUGGUGUUCCUCAGGCCCUUCCAGGAGGUGGAGACCAUGAUCAACCAAGCCUUCUGCAUCCGCCGCUCCUUACGCAUGCUGGUCAACACCAAGACCAAGGAGAUUGUGAAGAUUCCAGACACUCCCGGUGCCCUGUCCUUCAAACUCAGUGGCUCUGCCCCACCUCAUGUACACGCAGUAAGGAAAGGGUCGGAGGCGGCGGUGGCAGGACUCCAGCCAGGUCAGUGCAUCCUGAAGGUGAAUGGCAACAACAUGAACCAUAGCGACUACCAGGAGGUCCUGGAGCACUUCACCUCCCACCACGACCAGCAGGAUCAGCCCGACAUGUGUCAGUGGGUGUACCGUGUGUUUGAGGAUGUGGAGGAGGAGGGGGGCCCGUUCAAGGCCUGCACAGCAGAGAAAUGCUCAGACAUCGAUGAUGAGAACGGCAGGAACGGAACAGACUGCAGGGGGGGCCUGAGCCGGCUGUCUCUGUCUGAUGACACGGUGCCCCUGGUGAGCAUGACGGUGGACAACGUGCACCUGGAGCACGGCGUGGUGUACGAGUAUGUCAGUACGGCCGGCAUCAAGAGCCACGUCCUGGAGAAGAUGGUGGAGCCCAAGGGCUGCUUCAGCCUUACUGCGAAGAUCCUGGAGGCCUUUGCAAGCGACGACAGUCAUUUUGUGCGUAACUGCAGCCAGCUGAUCGCGCAGAGUGACCGCGUGAUGUCCAUGCCCCAAUUUGAGUUCAGGAACAUCUGUGAUACCAAGCUGGAGAGCAUCCGCCGGCGAAUCAGCAGAUACCAGCAGUUUGCCCAGGAGCUGAGGAAAAAGGCGUGCCCCACAUUCAAGCAGGCAGGCGUACUGACCCACCCGCUGGGCUGCAUGGACUUUGUGCCCACCAACUGCCACGUCAACCUGAUGCAGGUGUCCCAACCCAAGACCCCCAUGGUGUCCGGCAGGGCCUUCAGCUUCCGCUUCGGACGCAAGAACUCCUUCUACGGCCUGGACCCCAACCAAGCUAACCUGUCUCACAUGUCUCACACCCAACACUGUGUGACUAGCAUGGGUGCCCCGUCUUACAGCUGCAGCGGUCUCGGGGAGGAGGAGGAUGGUGAGGGGGACAUCGAGGGCUAUGGAGAGGGCAUCCCAGACAGGCUCAAACAGGAGGACAUGGAGAUCCAGGAUGCAUACAGCCGCCUCUACAGCCGCCUGGACAUCGCCGUGCAAGAGAUGAGGCAGUACGUCACCCAAAUAGACGCCCUCCUUUUUUCCAUCACGGAGCCCACCCAGCCGCAGGGCAGCGAGUCCCCAGCCUACGAGGCCAUUCAGCCCCCUUCCGUGACCCCCGAAGAGGGGGACCAGGAAAAGGCGGAGCACGGGGGCAUCAAGAGGGUCUGCUUCAAGGUGACGGAAGAGGACCAAGAGGACUCGGGCCAAGACACCAUGAGCUACAGGGACUCCUACAGUGAAUGUACCAGUAACAGGGAUUCCGUCUUGUCGUACACAAGUGUACGUAGCAACAGCUCUUACCUGGGGAGUGACGAGAUGGGUUCAGGUGAUGAGCUGCCCUGUGACAUGAGUAUUUCCUCUGACAAGCAGGACAAGCUGCACGGCUGUUUGGAGCACCUUUUCAACCAGGUGGACUCCAUCAACAGCCUGCUCAAAGGGCCCGUCAUGACCAAGGCCUGCGAGGAGACCAAGCACUUUCACACUGACCACACUAAGCCAGAGUUCCGUCACACUGAAGACUGGACGGUGCGCUGUCACAUCAUCCACAAGAACAGCCAGGAGGACCCUUGGAACCUGCCCAGCUCUAUUAAGACACUGGUGGAGAGCCUGCAACGAUUUGUGGAUGAUGGGACGAACCAGGUGCUUCUGGCCCUGCUCAAAUGUACAGACACGGCUCUGCAGCUGCAGCGGGACGUGAUCUUCUGCCAGAGUGCGGUGAGCGCUGUGUGCACACUGGCCGAGCAGCUCCUGGCGGCGCUGCAGGCGCACUUCAACAACGCUGGAGAGUACGAGGAAGACUGCAAGGACACGAGCCGUAAGUGGCUGGAGCAGGCGGCCACCAUCGGCGUGCUGCUCAACUUCCAGGCAACGCUGGCGCCCCACGUGAAGGAGGAGAGGACGAUGCUGGAGGAUACCCAGGCAGCCCUGUUGGACCUGGACAAAGUCACAGUGUUCUUCCGCCAGCUGGAGGAUGAAUGCCUGGUCGCAAACACGCCGGUGUGUUACCACGUGGAGGGCACCCGGCAGGCCCUGAGGGUCACCAUGUACCUGGACAGCUGCCACUUCAGUGAGCUCCCCACGCGCCUGCAGAACGGGGGCAGCCUCAAACUGCACACUGUGCUCUUCACCAGCGCCCUGGAGAGGCCAGAGGGAGUGUCCGAGCAGGACUACGUGUCCAUAGAAGAGUUCCAGCAACGCACCAACGCCGUCGCACUGGAAAGGGUCAAAGCCUACUACCGAAAACUCAGGGCUUUUUACCUGGAGAAGUCAAAUCUUCCCACUGACUCCAACACCACAGCUAAGAAGAUAGACCAGCUCCUCAGACCCCUCAACACUCUGGACGACCUGUGUUGUCUGAUGAAGUCAUAUGUCAACGUGCAUCCCAAUGCCGCAGGCCACCCCUCUGGCGUCGGCGUCCUGUGUGUGUCCUCCGAGCUGUGCAACCGCCUGGGCGCCUGCCAUAUCACCAUGUGUGCUACUGGCAUGCAGAGGUGCACCCUGAGUGUGACCCUUGAUCAGGCCAUGAUCCUGGCACGGAACCACGGCCUCAUGCCCCGCUGCAUCAUGCAGACCAUGGACAUCAUGCGCAAACAGGGCACCAGGGUAGAGAUCUCGGCUAAAAACCUCAAAGUGAUGGACCAGAUGCCGCCCGCAGCCCCAAGGCUCUUCAAGUUGUGUCUGCCACCCGAAGACGGAGAUCUAUAAGAGACUAAGCAUCGCUGUGUUUUCAUUCCGCUCAUUUAUUUAGCCAAGAUAGUCCACUCAAUAACAAUUGUCACUGUUUUCCAGUGAGUCCUCAGUUC
Molecule: messenger RNA, 4952 nt
Organism: Salvelinus namaycush (lake trout)
Lineage: Eukaryota; Metazoa; Chordata; Actinopteri; Salmoniformes; Salmonidae
Product: phosphatidylinositol 3,4,5-trisphosphate-dependent Rac exchanger 1 protein-like
Exons: 40
Coding region: 1-4854 (1617 amino acids)
Biological process (GO): intracellular signal transduction
Molecular function (GO): guanyl-nucleotide exchange factor activity; protein binding
Source: RefSeq, a predicted model, not a curated record